AUGUCUCUCUGCGUCUCUCUCGCUCCAUCCGCGACACCGUUGUCUCACAUCUCUCGCUUGCCACUUCGCCAUUCUUCGCCACGAUGGCGUCAACAGCUUGACUGCGGGCGGAACGCAACUCUUCCGCCCUCCGCAUGGUUCCGCCAGUCGCCGCACGGGUCGCCGCUGCAGGGGCUUCGGGGGCAUGGCAGGGGGGAGGUGGGAGGGGGCGGGGCGCGGAAUUGGGGGGGGAGGAGCGCGGGGGGUACGAGGGGGGGAGUGGCGCGGGCGAGCAGUGGUGGAGGGGAAGAGACGGGCAAAGAUGGGCUGGCGGAUGAGGGGGAGCGAUUGAGCACCACCCAGCGCAUAAUGGCGGCGCUGCCAGCGGGGGAGCAAGCAGGAGGGGCGGGGGGGCAGGUGACAUACGCGGACCUGCAGAGGGCGGACGCAGCGUGGCUCGCCCUGCGCUCCGCUCCGCCUGGCUCUCCCACCAAUGCCGCCCCUCAAGUCGUCGUGUGCAAGCCAGGCAGCAGCAGCAGCAGCGGCAGUGAGGGAGGAGGGGCGGCGGGGGUGGGCGAGGAGGUGGAGGUGGUGGUGUGUGGGGGCACGCUGGGCGUGUUCGUGGCCGUGAGCCUGGCGCUCAGAGGGCAGCGCGUGGCCAUCGUGGAGCGCGGCACUCUGCGUGGGGUAUGUGCGGCGAGGACAGGGAGAAGGGUUGGUGGAGCGAGGGCGAGUGAAGGGGGGUACGUGGGGCAAGGGUUGGGUGGAACUCGCCUUACAGCGCGCGCAGGAGUGGAACGUGUCUGGGAGGGAGGUGCAGGAGCUGGUGGCCAUGGGGGUGCUCACCCCCUCUGUCCGCCCCGUGUGUGGUCACCUGUGCCCCCCUGCGCGCCCCUCUGUGCCCCCCUGCGCGCCCCUCUGUGCCCCCCUGCGCGCCCCUCUGUGCUGCCCUCUGUGAGCCCCCAACAGCGCGCGCAGGAGUGGAACGUGUCACGGAGGGAGGUGCAGGAGCUGGUGGCCAUGGGGGUGCUCACCCCCUCUGUCCGCCCCGUGUGUGGUCACCUGUGCCCCCCUGCGCGCCCCUCUGUGCCCCCCUGCGCGCCCCUCUGUGCCCCCCUGCGCGCCCCUCUGUGCCCCCCUGCGCGCCCCUCUGUGCUGCCCUCUGUGAGCCCCCAACAGCGCGCGCAGGAGUGGAACGUGUCACGGAGGGAGGUGCAGGAGCUGGUGGCCAUGGGGGUGCUCACAGCCGCUGAGGUGGACGACGCCAUCUCUGUCACCUUCAACCCUUGUCGCUGUGGCUUUGCGGGGGGCGAGGACAUGUGGGUGAGGGACAUCCUCAACCUCGGCAUCUCUCCAGCGCGGCUGAUAGAGACGGCGAAGCAGCGCUUCCUCGCCCUGGGAGGGGUGCUGCUGGAGGGCGUGGCACUCGCCUCACUGAACGUCUAUGAUGACUCUGCCGUGCUCCGCUUCGCAGACCCAUCAGUGCCGCCCCUCAAGGCGCGGCUGGUGGUGGACGCCAUGGGGCAUGCCUCGCCCAUCGUGCGCCAGGCACGGUGGGGGCAGAAGCCGGAUGGCGUGUGUCUGGUGGUGGGCACGUGUGCGCGGGGCUUCCCCCCGGAGGCAAACACUACAGGCGACAUCAUCUUCACCACCUCGCCCACCAUCUCCCUCGGCCAAUCACCACUGCAGCUCUUCUGGGAGGCGUUCCCGUCAGGAUCAGGUCCCACCGACCGCACAACGUACAUGUUCUCCUACAUGGACGCGCAGCCUGAGCGCCCGUCACUGGAGGCCUUGCUGGAGCUGUACUGGCAGCUCAUGCCGCCCUACCAGGGCAUUGACUCCAUAGACUCAGUGGAGGUGCAGCGAGUGCUCUUCGGCUUCUUCCCCACCUUCCGUGACAGCCCUCUCCGCCCCGCCUUUGACCGUGUCAUCCAGGUGGGCGACGCCAGUGGCAUCCAGUCGCCGCUCUCCUUCGGUGGCUUCGGUGCCAUCACUCGCCACCUCGGCCGCAUCACCGAUGGCCUGGUGGAAGCCUUGAGUGCGGACCUGCUCACACGAGAUGCGCUUGCAAGCAUCAACCCGUACCAGCCGAACCUGAGUGGGGCGUGGCUGCUGCAGCGCGCCAUGUCAGCGCGCGUGGGGUCGACCCCUCCGGCUGACUUCAUCAACACGCUGCUCGCCACCAACUUCGCAUGCAUGCAGGACGUGACACAGUUAGCCCCCCUGGCACUCACAAUGGGAUCCAUGGUCGUCACGCGCCCCUCGCUGCUGCCCACCAUCUUCCUGCAGGUGGGCCCUGUCCCUCUGCUGGACUGGAUGCAGCACUUCAUCGCCCUCGCUGCCUUCUCCGCUCUGCACCACCUCGCCUCUGCCCUCUCCCUCAGCGAGGCGGUGGCCUCUCUGCCGCCCCGCCAGCGCUUCUUCUGGCGCCGCCGCCUCGAGGCCUGGCAGUUUGGGUCAGGGCUCGACUACCACCUCUAG
Molecule: messenger RNA, 2460 nt
Organism: Closterium sp. Naga37s-1
Lineage: Eukaryota; Viridiplantae; Streptophyta; Zygnematophyceae; Desmidiales; Closteriaceae
Source: the annotation of a GenBank genome assembly